Messenger RNA from Branchiostoma belcheri (Belcher's lancelet), 1107 nucleotides. RefSeq names its product dimethylaniline monooxygenase [N-oxide-forming] 5-like. Gene Ontology annotation, molecular function: flavin adenine dinucleotide binding; NADP binding; N,N-dimethylaniline monooxygenase activity. The transcript is spliced from 9 exons. Lineage: Eukaryota; Metazoa; Chordata; Leptocardii; Amphioxiformes; Branchiostomatidae. The coding region runs from base 181 to 1107 and encodes 308 amino acids. The record is from RefSeq and is a predicted model, not a curated record.
CCAGCUGGGGUGUGGCGCGAAACACGAUCUUUACACCUAGGUCCCCAGGUCCAAAAGUCAUGUGUGCCUAGCUCGCUGAUCCCAGGCUCGGCACGUACCGCACGUGUGGCUGGUGGAUCUAGGGUAUAGAACGAGAACAGAAGUCACAGGUGUGUCUGUAUCUUGAGUGACAGUAGGAACAUGGCUACCACCUUAGAAACUGAUGUUGUGGUGAUUGGAGCUGGAAUAUCAGGUGUGGUUACAGCCAAAUGCCUCCUGGAUGUGGGGUUAAAGGUCAAAGUUCUGGAGCGUACGGGUGAGGUCGGCGGGCUGUGGACGUUCCGAGACAAGGUCGGAUACGGGGUCAUGAGAUGUACGCACAUAAACGUCUCGAAGCACAACUACUGCUUCUCUGACUUCCCGUUCCCAGACGACGUCCCAGACUAUCCACACCACUCCCACAUGGCCAAGUACAUCACUGACUACGUCAUGCACUUUGGCAUCAACAAGGUCAUCAGCUUCCAGACACAGGUCAACAAGAUGGAGAGAAAAGAUGACAAAUGGGUUGUCACGGCGACCAGAGUGGAGGAUGAUGGGAAGGGAGGAUGGACCACAGGGGAGGAGGAGGUAUAUGUCGCCAAGUUUGUUGCCAUAGCAACAGGGCAUCAUGUGACCCCCAGCCUCGCAAAGUUUCCCGGGCAAGAAACAUUCAAGGGUGAGUUGAUUCACAGUGCAGACUACAAAGACCCCAUCACUAACCGGUUGGUGGGGGGGCGGGUACUGGUGGUGGGGAUCGGCAACAGUGCUGUGGAUGUGGCAGUGGACGCUGCUACAGUGGGAAGGUGUCGUAAGGUGUACCUGAGUACGCGGUCCGGCGCCUGGGUUCUCCCCAACUACGUGUUCGGCCGGCCCACGGACCACUACGCCUGCCGUACCUUCCUCUGGUUACCAUGGAAACUGGCCACAAACGUCCUGGAAACUGUGGUGACACUCAUUCAUGGCAACCCUUACAGAUGGGGGCUGAACCCGAAGAUGAGAGCUCUGCAGACCCAGCCUACAGUCAGCCCCACCCUGAUCCACAACAUACAACGCAACAAUGUCACCAUCAAACCCAACAUCACAAGGUAA